CGGAGUCGGGGGAGGGCAGCGGCCGCCCGCCCCGCCGGGGAGAGAGCGCCGGGAGCCGCGGCGGGGACGGCCGCGCCGAGACACCAUGCGGGCACCGCUGCUGCUGCCGCUGCUCCCGCUGCUGCUGCUCGGUGUCAGCUCUCAGGAUGUUACAAAGCCUGCUACUGAAAGCCCAGGAGAAAAAGGACAGAUCACCAUGACUACAAACAGCAGCAAGAUGAAAGGGACCAGCACUACAAGCAGUGGAGAAAACCCACUAUCCACCUCUACGGUAUCAUCUGCCACAGUUCAAAGGAUCACCCCUAUACACAAGCCAGGAAGCCCACCACUCGCGCCUGUGAUACCACCCAGCACUGUUCAAGGGACCACCCCUACAAGCAGCCAAGGAAACCCACCAUCUGCCUCUGCGACAUCAGCUACUGCAGUUAAAGAGAUCAUCCCUACAAACAACACGGGAAACCCACCACCCACCCACAGGGCAUUGACCCCCCUGCUUCAGCAGGCCAGCUUUUCAAACAGCUCCGGAGCCUCAACAGCCACCCCUACUACAACCUUCAGCGUGACCCAGAAGAUCAGCCCUCCAGCUAGCUUGGGAAGCUCAGCAGCCGUUACUGCUACAAAACCCGUCCCCACUCAUAUGAGCAGCUCUCCAACCACCCCAAGAAGUUUAGGGACUACUGUCACAUCCGCUUUCAGCGUGGAACCUCAGGCAAGCCAGCGGUCAGACCAGUUGACCAGCACCACUGCAAGCACCAGAGCCUCCAGCCGUCCCCCUGGGCUGAAGGACUAUGGUGUCUUUUCUCCCACAUCUGUUGCCAAGCAGCCUCACUCUUCUCCCAGUUCUCCAGUCCAGGGACUGGCCUCUUCCACCAAACCUGGAACCAUCAACAUUUCUGUUACCCCUUUGAAUGGAUCCGUCUCCCUCACCACUAGUAAAGCAUCUCUGUCUUUAUCAUCUGGCAGCAUCAACAAGGUCUCAGAGGCAGCCACCUCGCCAGCUCCUGAAGCAGACCAGGGAAGCCAUGACAGCAGAACUGCCUCAACGAAACCUGCAAGUGCUGACCAGAGCCCUGCCCAUGCACAGCCAUCAGCCCCAGCCCUGUGGGACCAGACGGCGAGCAGCAGUCCUGGCCACCAGCACCCUAACGUUUCUUUCCCAAAUAAGGUCAUCUGUAAAGACCAGGUGCAAAAUAAUUGGCCCACCAUAUAUCUGAAAGAAGCUAAAACCUGUGCCGAGUGGAAGACCACCAGCGACAACAUCUCCUUCUUCGAGAGCUUCUGCUCAACGGGCCAGCACGCUUUCAACGCCAGCAGGGAAACGUGCACGGUGACACUGGCCUCCCGUGAGCCCCGCUCCCAGCACUGGGCCGUGUGGGCGAUCGUGCACCUCCCUUUGGACCCUGAAAAAGUCCUCGAGGAGCUGAAGGAGAAGAAGGACAAAUUAGAGAAGCUUGGCAUCGCCAACAUCACCUAUGACAAAAUGGAGAGGGAGAUGGUAAUCAACGAUGAGUUCAGCACACCCCUGAUCAUCACCAUCGUCACUCUGGCCGGCUCCCUGCUGCUGAUCGCAGCCAUCUACGGCUGUUGCCACCAGCGCUUCUCCCAAAAGAAGGACCAGCACAUCCACCCUGAUCUCCCCGGGUUUGAUGAUGGACAUGUGGCCCUGAUCUUUAAUCAGCGCCUGACCGAGGAGCUGCAGACAAUGGAGAACGGCUACCAUGAUAACCCCACGCUGGAAGUGAUGGAGACCUCCUCUGAAAUGCAGGAGAAGAAGGUGAACCUCAAUGGCGAGCUGGGGGACAGCUGGAUCGUUCCUCUCGACACCCUCAUGAAGGAGGACCUGGAGGAAGAGGAGGACACGCAUUUAUAGGAUACAGAAUUCAAACAAGCAAAAAACGACUACCACCCCGUAAAAAAAACCUCCCAUAAUCCCUACACACACACGCACACAACUCUAAAACAAGGAAAAAUUCCCAACAAACCCCAGAAAAUCCCUUAAUGAACUAAUCACAGCCCCUUGUGCCACCACGUGGGGUGCAGGAUGGAAAAAGAAGGGACACGAGAGGACAGCUCUGGGGCGUGUUGUCCACACAAGCCACCACGGUGGCCGCAUUCGGAUGAGCACCCUCCAUCACUCACGGGUGCUCAGUGGGACCUACAACACCAGACCUGACCAGCCAUGAGCGAGCAGGGUGGGUUUGCUCCUGAAGAGCUGCUGGUGUCUCCAAGCUUGUCACCUCCUGUCCCAUGUCCGACCAGGCCAACCGCAGCCUCCAGCUAUCAAGCAACUCUAAAAAUAAAAGGAAAUAAAUGUAAAUAGGAUGGGAGAGGGAGCACAACUCCCAACAGCAAACCAGCAGCUGGCAGUUACAGCUAGAAAAAGCCUCUGGCCCAUGUAAUUUAGCCAUCAUUCUGCCCUCCUCAACAUGAAACGCCCAGGUAUCAAGCAGAGAAAGCUGGAACAGCCUGUUCUUUUUAUUCCAGUUUCCAUCCUCUCCCCAUAAACUGCUGGCUAAAACGCACAAGAGCCCCAUGUUGUGCCAUAGGCAAACGAACACAUCCAGACCCAGCUGGACGGGGGGAUGCAGCAGUGCCAAGUGAUGCUUGGUCCUGCACCACCGCCAGCUGUGCCGCAAAGUGCUGCAGGACAGAUCCUGCACCCGCUUGGAGACCUGGAAAGGUGCAAUAAGCUUCUUGUAUUGAUGCAAAGGGGAGGGAGAGGAGGAGUUGUCGUUCCUUAAGUUCAUCCCUCCUAGGAAGGGUUUAAUGAAACCAAGGCCAGGCACAAGGUUGGGGGUGUCAUGGUGCAGGAGCACAGAUCAGCUAUGCUGCUGCAUUUCCCUAACGAAGUGUUGAUUGCCUUCCAGUAAUUAUGCAGCAGCAUCUCGUGGCCCAUGUCCAUCCUCCCCCAAGACCACGGGUUACGUGCACCAUGAUGGUUUGUGAUUUUUGCGGUCGUGUUUUCCUGCAUGAGCAGCAGCAGAGAAAAGAGCAAGAGAAGCACGAGCCAGGUACCUUGGUGGUAUUCAGGGUUUUCCAUCGGUACAGCCCUUGGUGUUUCCUCCCCACAAGGUUUAUAAGCUCAGCCCACAUCCUCAAGCUUUUCUCCAAAAGCAGGUAAAAUAGCAGAGACCUGCAAAGAAACUUCCAGCUCAGCAAAGCUGGGACUGAGCUUUGUCCCACAGCACUCAGUCUCUUGUCCAGGUCUCCCUUUGCCAUCAAUGUUACAGAUAAAAAAAAACCAUGCAGGAGCAGAAAGUGGCUGGACUGAGGCCAUUUUUUAUUUUCCACUCCCCAUCACAGCUCCUAAAUGGCUGUACAAGGAUGGGGAGAGUUUCACACCUGUGCUCUGGCUUUGGUGAAGCAGCUGAGCCCUGUCAGAGCCAGGGAUCAGAGCAGGGCUCCAUCCUGCAGCACACAGGGGAGAGGACAAGAGGGUCACUUGGGCAAGUGCAUCUCCUGACACAUGAGGAUAGUGAUGGUCCCAAGCCCUCUGCAAGCCAGAGGAGCUGCAGAUGAAGUGUGAUGCCUGAGCACAGCCCUUCCUCUCUCCUGCUUGCCAUAAAUCAUGCAUUCACCAGUGCACAAUGGGGUGAUUUCCUUCGGGCUCCUCCACCAAGUCAACGUGAUGGGGAUCUGCUCCCAUGGCUGCCCUGGAUGAGGGGAAAAGCAGAGCCGAACAACGGCAGGCUUAGAGAAACCCAGGAUGAGCCAGUCCUCGGGAGUACUCACCAAGGAGACGGUCGGGGCGGUUUGCUCAGCCCCAGGACAGAAGCUGGCAGAAGAUACAUCUUCUCAAAGGGACUGGCUCUUCUCUCUUCUCUCCUGCACCGAAAGGCAGAGUUUGAAGUGUUCAAACCUAUAUAUUUUUGUAUGUAAAUAUUCCUGCUAUUCAUUAGCAAUGUAUUCAGCACACUUCACUUACCUGUACACUGCACUAUGGGAAAGUAAUUUUGGAGGGGGGUGUGUGUGUGUUAAAAUUUAAAAAAAAAAUUAAAAAAAGCUAAAAGGCCAGUCUGGUAGGGGAUCAAAAUUCGACACGAAGCAGGAAAACGUGUCCCACCCGGAUAACCCUGCACCACGGCUUUGUCCCCGCUCCAGCAGCAUCGAGUUCAGCUCUUUAACAUUGCAGCAAGGCUCAAAGAACCAGUCUGGGCAUUCGCAAUUGCUUUUGUGAGCGUGUUUGCCUCCCCGAGACACAAGCAAGUGGAUCAGCAAUCUCGCGUUUCUGUCCUUCGCGGAAGAUAAACGUGUCGAAAACACGGGGCAGCAGCGAGGCUUUGGCCGCCGGGGUUGGCGUUGCCGUAAGGAUGCCCCUGGCAGAGCAUCCCCAGGCAGUCGGGUUUUGGCAUGUGCCUGAGAUCCCCCUUCCCAGCGAAGAGAUGCCAAAGUGCUUUAAUGAAUCAGGUCCAAAGACUUCCCAAGAGAACCCUACAAAGGCUUGAGAUCAAGCAACCUUAAAUCUUUCUGAGCAGAGACCAGUGAAGAUAUUAACUACUCAGCAAGUGCUUAUAGUGAUUUAUAUUUGAAUAGGAAUUGUACAUUUAUUUAUUUUUCCAGACACCAUAUUUUUAAACCACUAAUAUUUUAUAGUAGAUUUUUCUUCCCCUAUUUAAAGAACUAUUUCCACGGAAAAAAACAGUAUGUUUUUUAUGUUGAAAACAUUCUUUUUGCAAAAAAAAAAAAAUUCAGGUAGGAAAUGCAGUGAUGAGUAUCUUUGGCCUUAAUCCUUCCCUUUGUAGACUGUAGCCAUAAUUGUUAGACCAAAAAUAAA
This is a messenger RNA of Grus americana (Whooping crane), 4774 nucleotides long. RefSeq names its product podocalyxin like (gene PODXL). Gene Ontology annotation, biological process: negative regulation of cell-cell adhesion; cell migration; regulation of microvillus assembly. The transcript is spliced from 9 exons. Gene Ontology annotation, cellular component: microvillus membrane; apical plasma membrane. Bases 86 to 1870 code for a protein of 594 amino acids. The record is from RefSeq and is a predicted model, not a curated record. NCBI's taxonomy places the organism in Eukaryota, Metazoa, Chordata, Aves, Gruiformes, Gruidae.